AUGUCAGUACCUCGGACACGUAAGGUGGUCGCCAGCGAAGACGGGCCGCGAGCUCGUCAUCCCGUCGUCGCCAAGUCGUCCCCUGAUUCCAUUGCAUGCAAUGUCCGCACAAACCCACAGCCUUUACGAAGUAGGAGCAAAAAUAAAAUACCCAAAAGUGUGCGCUACGACUUAGAGAACGCUUUAGUUAGUUUGUGUGACGUGUGGUUUGAGGAGAUCAAGCCGCACCUGGUACGCAACAAUAUAAAGCUGCACGUGCACGGAAGUAAUGCGGGCGGGGACCACCAGCGUGUACCAGAGCCCGCGCCGACUGCCCCCGAAGCGCCCGCCUCGCCCGGCUGUUCUCACCUCGACCCAGCAUCGUCCGCGGCGGAGUGCGAGCUCUGUCGGCUGCUGUUCAACGCUGCCAACUGCAUCGAGAGCGCGGUGUGCCAGGCUGCAAACGCCCAGCCGUCGCCCCCUGUCACCGCUUCUUUCAGUGCCACAGACUCCUCACGAAUGCGAACAGGCGGGACACCUGAUAUGAUAUCUGAUAAUCAAUCGACAUCGCCCAAGGACAUUCGUAACACCAAAGAAGAAAAUCAAUCACACAAUUGUGAAGAGAAGAAGCUGGAGCGGCCACGUAGACGUAGGAGACAUCGCAGAUCCCAGCCAGAGGCGAGCCGGCGCGUGCGCAGGCUGUGCCACACAUACCGCGCGCAGGGCGCCGACGCCGGGAGGUCUGCAUCCCACGCACCAACCUCGCAGCCUUCGGCACCGACGUCAUCCCGCGACCACUAUGUAUAA
Messenger RNA from Spodoptera exigua (beet armyworm), 786 nucleotides. The record is from the annotation of a GenBank genome assembly. Lineage: Eukaryota; Metazoa; Arthropoda; Insecta; Lepidoptera; Noctuidae.